Fusarium oxysporum Fo47 is the source of this 525-nucleotide messenger RNA. RefSeq lists its product as uncharacterized. The record is from RefSeq and is a predicted model, not a curated record. The coding region runs from base 1 to 525 and encodes 174 amino acids. NCBI's taxonomy places the organism in Eukaryota, Fungi, Ascomycota, Sordariomycetes, Hypocreales, Nectriaceae. The transcript has 2 exons.
AUGUUUGAAAAUCCAAAGAGGCUCGGGGCAGAAUACGAUAUCUUUGUACAACAACCCCUUAGUAUUUGUGUUCCUACCGAACCUCAGAGAAUGGUCUCGAAUUCAACCGUUGUAGAGUCAGGUCCUGAAUCCCUAAGUACCCCUCACCUCGAACUCGUCAACGGCCAAGUCCCAUACCGUGACGCUGUUGUGUCAUGGAAAAUUCCAAAGGUUGAACUUUUGGGCGAGGAACGUUACAUCGACAGUUUCGAAUCCGAUUGCGUGACACAUGUGGCGCUGUUCGAAAAUGAGACUUCGCUUGAGAUAUUGAGUUUUACAAGGGUAAACGGCCGCGAAUUCGUUGGGUUCGAGAACAAGAACUAUCCAAAAAGCAGUAACAGCACAGACAUUAAUGCUGUUGAAGUGAGUCUCAAAAGACCACGGCCUAAUGAGCCUAUGGAGGUCUUUUGGCGGCCUGCUAGGGGCAUCAUCAUCCAGAGGCUUCGAGAAUGUAAGAAUCGUGAGGGUUACACUUCAGGACUUUGA